Molecule: messenger RNA, 1151 nt
Organism: Sorghum bicolor (sorghum)
Lineage: Eukaryota; Viridiplantae; Streptophyta; Magnoliopsida; Poales; Poaceae
Product: leucine-rich repeat protein 1
Exons: 6
Coding region: 259-906 (215 amino acids)
Molecular function (GO): protein binding
Source: RefSeq, a predicted model, not a curated record
GCACCAGCCACAAGCCCACCAGGCACCCCACCACUCCACCAGACCACCCCACCAGCACCAGGGAGCACCAGCGAGUCAGCGACCGACCGAGCAGGCAGAGAAAAGCAAACCACCAAAGGAGACGUCUCGCGUCGCGUCCCUUCCUCCUUUCCCUGCCGUUCCCCUUCUCCUUCAGUUCUCCCCAGCUGCUGCGUGCUGCUGCCCUCCCUCCGUCCGCGUCCAGAUCCCGCCCACCAACCGAUCUGGUCGGCCUCCAGCAUGGCGGCGGCGGGGGCGAAGGCGAAGGCGGCGGGAGCCCUGGCGCUGGCGCUCGUGCUCGCGCUCGCGGGGGCCAACUCCGAGGGCGACGCGCUCUCGGCGCUGCGCCGCAGCCUCAGGGACCCCGGCGGCGUACUCCAGAGCUGGGACCCCACGCUCGUCAACCCCUGCACCUGGUUCCACGUCACCUGCGACCGCGACAACCGCGUCACCCGCCUAGAUCUUGGUAAUUUGAACUUAUCCGGUCAUCUGGUGCCUGAGCUUGGGAAAUUGGAGCAUCUGCAGUACCUGGAACUUUACAAGAAUAGUAUUCAAGGAACAAUCCCUUCUGAGCUUGGUAAUUUGAAGAAUCUGAUAAGCUUGGACUUGUACAAGAACAACAUUUCAGGGACAAUACCUCCUACCCUUGGGAAGCUGAAAUCCCUUGUAUUCUUGCGGCUCAAUGGCAAUCGUUUGACUGGGCCGAUCCCAAGGGAACUCGCCGGAAUAUCUAGUCUCAAAGUUGUUGAUGUUUCAAGCAAUGAUUUAUGUGGGACAAUUCCCGCAUCUGGACCAUUUGAACACAUUCCUCUGAGCAACUUUGAGAAGAACCCACGCCUCGAAGGUCCAGAGCUACAAGGCCUGGCCAUAUAUGACACAAACUGCUAGAGGGCACCAUGAAGAAAAGAAUCGCUAGAAAGUAAUGAGCGCACAAUGUUACCAAAAUUGGGUGAUAUAGAUUUAUUAGGUCUGGUUCUGCUGCCACUCUGUAAUCCUCCCUGCAUAGCUCUUAUUUGUAACUUGCUGUCUGCACGAAAGUUAAUGUAUGUUUUAGCAGAAUGCUUUCUGUCCGUGAAAGUAAACUUGAAACUGCUUAUUAUGACUGAAAUGAUAUUGUCAUUUCUGCUGCCAAA